AUGGCGACAGGACAGAUCCGUUACUCUAUUCCCGAGGAAAUGACUGUAGGAUCUUUUGUUGGAAACAUUGGUACGGACCUUGGGCUUGAACCGAAAAGACUGGUUUCGGGAAAAGCAAGAGUUUUCGCCGCUGGCGGCAGCGAAUAUGUUGGACUGGAAAAGGAGAAAGGGCAUUUAAUCGUGAAAGAAAGAAUAGACCGUGAACAGUUAUGUGGGGAACUAUCAGCCUGCAGUAUCAGCUUUGAUGUGAUAUUAGAAAACCCGAUAGAGCUUUAUCGCGUUAAUGUGGAUAUAUUGGACAUCAACGACAACAGCCCCGUAUUUCCAAGGGGUGAAAUAGAAAUAGAAAUCAGCGAAUUAACGCCUCCUGGAGCACGCUUUGCUUUAGAGAGUGCGAUUGAUCCCGAUGUUGGUAUAAAUACUUUACAGAAAUAUGUGCUGCAUCCAACUGAUCAUUUUAAUUUGAACAUUCAAAAUGGAGCCGAUGGCAGCAAGAACGUAGAGAUGGUUCUUCAGACCUCUCUCGAUCGAGAAAAAAACCCGAACCAUUACUUAACGCUUACUGCUGUUGACGGUGGAAAACCUCAAAGAUCAGGAAAUGUAAAAAUACACAUUGUGGUUCUUGAUGUUAACGAUAAUAUCCCAGUUUUCAGCCAAUCGUCUUACAAGACAUCUGUUACUGAAAAUGCGGCGAGAGGUACUCUUGUCACAACAGUCAGCGCUUCAGACGCUGAUGAGUCAACUCAUAAUAUUCAGUAUUAUUUUGAACACCCAAGUGCUACUGUAAAAACGCAAUUUGCUAUCGAUUCUCAAUCAGGUGAGGUCCGAGUAACAGGGGAAAUAGAUUAUGAAAAACACAAGCAAUUUAAGAUUAAGGUAACUGCAAAAGAUCAUGGUGGUUUAUCCGACUCAAGUGAAAUACUCAUUGACGUUAUUGAUGUAAAUGAUAAUCCGCCAAAAAUAACCAUUAUGUCGUUUUCUAGCUCUAUACCAGAGGACGCAGAGCUUGGCACAGUUGUCGCCAUGAUCAAUGUGCAAGAUCUUGACAGUGGUGACAAUGGUAGGAUCGCGUGUUCUAUUGAUCGGGGCUUUCCUUUCAAAAUACAGUCAUCACUGACGAACUACUACAGUGUCGUGACGGAUUCAGUGUUGGACAGAGAACAGGCGCAAGAGUACAACAUAACUAUAACUGCAGUCGAUAGAGGAAGUCCAUCCCUUUCGAGUAACAAGAUCUUAACCUUAAAAAUAUCAGAUGUCAAUGACCAUGCACCCCAGUUCGAGCAGUCAAUGUACAAUGCAUUUCUUCCUGAGAACAAUUCUCCAUCCGUCUCUAUAAUUUCUGUAAAAGCGGAGGAUGCUGACUGGGGACCAAAUGCUAGAGUAUCUUAUUUUAUUAAUGAUGGAGAUUUAAAUGGAGAACCUCUGACAUCAUAUAUCUCUAUAAAUUCAGACAGUGGAGUCAUUUAUGCUGUGAAAUCAUUUGAUUUUGAACAACUAAAAUCAUUCAGAAUACAAGUGAAAGCUCAAGACGGGGGCUCACCCCCUCUAAGCAGCAAUACAACACUCAGUAUUUUCAUCCAAGACCAGAACGACAAUGCACCUCAGAUUCUAUACCCUGUGCAGACAAGCAGCUCAGUGGUAGCUGAAAUGGUGCCUCGUUCAGCAGAUGUUGGCUACCUUGUCACUAAAGUUGUGGCUGUUGAUGUGGACUCUGGACAGAAUGCCUGGCUCUCCUAUAAACUACAGAAAGCCACAGACAGGGCUCUGUUUGAAGUCGGAGCACAGAAUGGAGAAAUCAGAACAGUGCGUCAGGUCACUGAUAAAGAUGCUGUGAAACACAGACUCACUGUUGUGGUGGAAGAUAAUGGACAACCCUCUCGUUCAGCUACAGUCAUUGUCAAUGUUGCCGUGGCCGACAGUUUCCCUGAGGUCAUCUCAGAGUUCACCAACUUUAACCAUGACACAACAUACAGUGACACUUUGACAUUUUAUUUAAUUUUGGCUCUGGCUGUGGUUUCAGUACUCUUCAUUUUCUCACUAAUUGCCAUCAUUUCAGUCAAAAUCUAUAGGUGGAGGCAGAACAGGUUAUUUUUUAAAUCCGCAUCAAAUCUGCCAGUAAUUCCAUAUUAUCCACCUGUCUACGCCGAUGGUACUUUACAGCGCGUGUAUAAUUAUGAGAUGUGUGGAACAACUGAUUCCAGGAUGAGUGACAUCAAGUUUGUCAGGCCUUACAGUCAGAAUACACUGGUGAAUAUGAGUCGUGCAGGAACUGUACAAAGAGAAAAGAGAGAACAGGAGGAGGAUGCUGAUCUGUCCAUAGAGGUGAGACUUCUUUUUUUUCUUUACAAAGUUCUUACUAAUUUUCUUUCUCUGCAUGUACUUCAGGUCACUGCAAUGACUGAGUUCGGUUUUAUGCCCCCGUAA
Messenger RNA from Chanos chanos (milkfish), 2424 nucleotides. RefSeq names its product protocadherin gamma-A11-like. The record is from RefSeq and is a predicted model, not a curated record. The transcript has a single exon. Gene Ontology annotation, molecular function: calcium ion binding. Bases 1 to 2424 code for a protein of 807 amino acids. Gene Ontology annotation, biological process: homophilic cell-cell adhesion. Gene Ontology annotation, cellular component: plasma membrane. NCBI's taxonomy places the organism in Eukaryota, Metazoa, Chordata, Actinopteri, Gonorynchiformes, Chanidae.